Messenger RNA from Sesamum indicum (sesame), 1447 nucleotides. Its product is annotated as TPR repeat-containing thioredoxin TDX. The record is from RefSeq and is a predicted model, not a curated record. Gene Ontology annotation, cellular component: histone deacetylase complex. Lineage: Eukaryota; Viridiplantae; Streptophyta; Magnoliopsida; Lamiales; Pedaliaceae. Gene Ontology annotation, molecular function: Hsp70 protein binding; protein dimerization activity.
UCAUUACGCGAAUAUUUCUAGAACUCGAAUAAUUGUUCUGGAAGUUGGACAAAUACUCUACUUCAUUUGACAAGAAAGUGAUGCUCGGGAAAACGAGGUCGAGAAAUGGAUGCGGACAAGAUUGAAGAACUGAAGGGCUUCGUGGAGCAUUGCAAGCAAAACCCUUCUGUUUUGCACACUCCGUCUCUUGCUUUUUUCAAGAAUUUUCUCCAAAGCCUGGGUGCUCAAAUUCCACCACCAUCUGGAAAAUCGGGUAGAGACGGCGAGGAACAUCAAGAUGAGAAGCAUUUUGAAUCUAAAAACACUUACGUGUCAAGUGACGACAUUUCAAAUGAGGACAUUGUCAAAUCUGAUGUUGAGUUGGAUAAUUCCGAUGUUGUGGAGCCUGAUAACGAUCCUCCUGUAAAGAUGGGGGAUCCUUCCACUGAAGUAACUGAGGAAAAUCAAGAAGCUGCUCAAUUAUCAAAAGCGAAAGCUAUGGAUGCAAUGGCUGAUGGUAAGUUAGAUGAAGCCAUAGAUCUUCUAACGGAAGCAAUCCUGUUGAAUCCAAAGUCGGCAAUAUUAUAUGCAAAUAGAGCAAGUGUCUUUCUUAAACUGAAGAAACCAAAUGCUGCAAUCCGAGAUGCUGAUGUUGCUUUACAGAUCAACCCGGACUCGGCAAAAGGAUAUAAAGCACGAGGGAUGGCAAGAGCAAUGUUGGGCUUAUGGGAAGAGGCGGCUAGUGAUUUGCAUGUGGCAUCAAAAUUGGAUUUUGAUGGGGAGAUUCAUUUGAUGCUAAAAAAGGUUGAACCCAAUGCUAACAGAAUAGAAGAGCAUCGCCGAAAAUAUGAACGUCUGCGAAAAGAAAGGGAACUGAGAAAAAUUGAGCUUGAAAAGCAGAGACGUCAAGCUAAAUCCCAGGAUGCUGAAGCUGCUUAUGUUUUAAAAGAUGGAGAAGUAAUCGGAAUUCACUCUGCUAGCGAGCUGAAAACUAAGCUGAACGCCGCUUCAAAGACAUCACGGCUUGCACUCAUCUACUUCACUGCAACAUGGUGUGGCCCGUGUCGUGUCAUUUCUCCAGUGAUCUCAAGCCUUGCAGGAAAGUACCCGAAAGUCGUGUUUCUGAAAGUUGAUAUAGACGAGGCAAGAGAUGCAGCUGCUGAGUGGAAUAUCAGCAGUGUCCCAAGUUUCUUCUUUGUGAAAAAUGGCAGAGAGGUUGAUAAAAUGGUUGGUGCUGACAAAAGUACACUUGAAAGGAAGAUUGCCCAGCAUGCUAACUAAGUCUUUUCACAGUGUAAUAACAGAGACUUCCUCAUGUAAUCGAGCCAUAGAAUUCGUGUCCUAACUCUCAUGAACUAAAUCUAUUUAUAUAUCCCAAAUGUGAAUGUAUUGUUCGGGGCGUAUCUGCCCUUGUUUGGACUCUGAAUUAUAUCUUAACUGUUUAUGAAUUACAUAAAUUACUUGACAA